UGCGAUAGUGAUCAGUAACUAAAUGCUUAAGCUUACAAAUAGUUUAAAUAUAAAUAUAAAAAGAGAGAGAUUUAGGUCUGCCACUUUGUUUGGUUUUCGUUUUGCCACCAUAGAAGGGCUAGACAGACUCCCUUUUGAUUCUGACUGAUUGGCUUCUGGGAUUUGAUCAAUUAGCAAUCACCAUGAAUAAGCUUCUAGCUUGUGGAAAACUGGCCUCCAGAGCUCCUCAUAGGGUUUUAAGCUUGUUCGGCUCUUUCAAUAUCUCAAGAUCAGUUCAUUCUAUACCCUUUGCAACCUUAGAAGUUGAAGAGAUUUCAGGUUCCCAACCCGCUGAAGUACACAACUUAGUGCAGGGUAAGUGGACAGGUUCUCCAACUUGGAAUACAAUUGUGGAUCCUUUAAAUGGGGAACCUUUUAUUAAAGUUGCUGAGAUUGAUGAAAAAGGAAUUCAGCCAUUUGUUGAGAGCUUGUCUAGGUGUCCGAAACAUGGGCUACACAACCCCUUCAAAGAUCCAGAAAGGUAUCUUAUGUAUGGAGAUAUAUCUGCAAAGGCAGCUCACAUGCUUUCUUUGCCAAAGGUUUCUGAUUUCUUCACAAGGUUAAUACAAAGGGUUUCUCCUAAGAGUUACCAGCAAGCUUUUGGGGAAGUUUAUGUGACCCAAAAAUUUCUAGAAAAUUUCUCUGGUGAUCAGGUUCGUUUUCUUGCAAAAUCUUUUGGGGUGCCUGGGAAUCACCUUGGACAGCAGAGUCAUGGAUUUCGUUGGCCUUACGGUCCUGUUGCCCUUAUUACUCCCUUCAAUUUUCCACUAGAAAUACCUGUACUUCAGCUGAUGGGUUCACUUUAUAUGGGCAACAAGCCCCUUCUCAAAGUUGAUAGCAAGGUGAGCAUUGUUAUGGACCAAAUGAUGAGGCUUCUGCAUUACUGUGGAUUACCGGAGGGAGAUGUGGACUUCAUAAAUUCUGAUGGAAAGACAAUGAACAAGCUGUUGUUGGAGGCUAAUCCACGAAUGACCCUCUUUACUGGUAGCUCAAGAGUGGCAGAUAAAUUGGCUGCUGAUUUGAAGGGUCGUAUUAAGUUAGAAGAUGCAGGAUUUGACUGGAAAAUCUUGGGUCCUGAUGUCCAAGAGGAGGAUUAUGUCGCCUGGGUAUGUGACCAGGAUGCAUACGCCUGCAGUGGUCAGAAGUGCUCUGCACAAUCAAUUCUAUUUAUGCAUGAGAACUGGGCCAAAACUUCACUUAUUACCAAAAUACAAGAUCUUGCUGAGAGAAGGAAGUUAGAAGAUUUAACUGUUGGUCCUGUCCUUACAGUUACAACUGGAGCAAUUCUGGAACACAUUAAUCAAUUGCUUCAGAUACCAGGUUCAAAAUUACUCUUUGGGGGUGAACCUUUAGAGAAUCAUUCCAUUCCCCAAAUAUAUGGUGCUAUUAAACCAACAGCUGUCUAUGUUCCUCUUGAAGAAAUUGUGAAGGACAAAAAUUAUGACCUUGUAACCAAAGAAAUAUUUGGACCAUUCCAGAUAAUUACUGACUAUGAGAAAGAACAACUCCCACUGGUAUUGGACAUUCUUGAGAAGAUGCAUGCACACUUGACGGCUGCUGUUGUUUCAAAUGAUUCUCACUUUCUGCAGGAGGUUAUUGGUAAAACAGUAAAUGGCACUACUUAUGCUGGACUAAGAGCUAGAACAACUGGAGCUCCUCAGAAUCACUGGUUUGGACCAGCUGGAGACCCUAGGGGUGCAGGGAUCGGGACCCCGGAAGCAAUAAAGCUUGUGUGGUCUUGUCACAGAGAAAUCAUCUAUGAUUUAGGUCCCCUGCCUAAGCAUUGGGAAAUUCCACCUUCCACGUAGAAUUUAGAAUAGUCAUGUUGACCAGAAACUGAGAGCUUAAAGAAAAACCAGUUCGAACUAGCAUAUUACUUGGUGCUUUUAUACAUUAGCAGUGAGAUGAGUGCUAUUCACCUUGAUGCCAUUUUCUUGAGAUUAUAAUAAAAUCGGCGUCUUCUUCUUCUUCGCAA
Molecule: messenger RNA, 2014 nt
Organism: Humulus lupulus (European hop)
Lineage: Eukaryota; Viridiplantae; Streptophyta; Magnoliopsida; Rosales; Cannabaceae
Product: probable aldehyde dehydrogenase
Exons: 16
Coding region: 183-1847 (554 amino acids)
Cellular component (GO): mitochondrion
Molecular function (GO): L-glutamate gamma-semialdehyde dehydrogenase (NAD+) activity; aldehyde dehydrogenase (NAD+) activity
Source: RefSeq, a predicted model, not a curated record